This is a messenger RNA of Protopolystoma xenopodis, 261 nucleotides long. NCBI's taxonomy places the organism in Eukaryota, Metazoa, Platyhelminthes, Monogenea, Polystomatidea, Polystomatidae. The record is from the annotation of a GenBank genome assembly.
AUGCAUGUGUUACUGUAUCAUUGUGAAAGAGCUCUAUUUGACGCAGCCGAUGAGUUGAUGGGUGUCGGAUUGAAUGAACUUUUUAUGCAACAGCAGCAGCAGCAACGACAACAACAAUACGCUGCUGCAGCCGCUGCGGCUGCAGCUGCAGCUGCAGCAGCUGCCAAUCAACAAGCCGUUUAUGUAGAUGGCAUUGGACGCAUCGUACAGGGUCCGGCGUCUGGAUCCGCUCAUCUGAUGCAACAACAACAGCAACAGCAU